Antechinus flavipes (yellow-footed antechinus) is the source of this 1374-nucleotide messenger RNA. RefSeq lists its product as uncharacterized. The record is from RefSeq and is a predicted model, not a curated record. The coding region runs from base 10 to 1029 and encodes 339 amino acids. The transcript has 2 exons. NCBI's taxonomy places the organism in Eukaryota, Metazoa, Chordata, Mammalia, Dasyuromorphia, Dasyuridae.
UGAGCCACGAUGGCUCAAAGGAGGUGUAAGAUGAAGGGGAUGAUGAGUGCAGCAAAGCCUGAGAGUGCUGGCCAUAGAGCCGGAGGAGAGAAAACAAGGCCUCGCCACUAUAAUGACGAUGACGAGAAAACUUGUCCCACUCAGAAAAGCGGACAGAAGGGCCGCUUCCGCCGCUACCGCCCCAGUGAUGGAGGUGAGAGAGUUGGUAGACCUGAGGGAAGAGAAAGAUCUGCUAUAGGUGGAGCCGAGGGAGGAGAGAGAGCCCAGCGCUAUUCCAGAUUUGUUGAAGUGGACAGAGGUGAAAGGGAGAGGCCUGUUCAAGCCAAGGGGAAAGAAAAGCCUGCUCGAGCUUGGGGAGGUGAGAAAGCUGGUAGAGCUGAAGGAGGUGAGAGGUCUGCUCGAGUCAACGGAAAAGAAAAGCGUGCCAAAGUUGAGAGAGCGGAGAAGUCUGGGGGCAUCCAGGCUAUUGCCCAAAAGCCUGAUAGAGAUAGGAAGUCAGUUCGCGGUGGGAAGCUCAAUGAAGCCUACCACCUUAAGGGAAAUGAGAGAGCUGAGAGUGAUACUGAGGCGGAGGAAAUUUCUGAUGAUGAGGAUGAUGAUGCUCCUACUAGGAUCGAGAAUUACUUUAGGCUCUGUGGUGACGGGUGUAGAUUGCCUGUGAAAGAGCUGUCCCGGUCAAUUAAGUUCGUUAGAAGACCAAUUGUUGUAGAAGACUAUGACUCCCUCGAUGACAGCGAAGACAAAUAUGACAAGGGUCCAUUGGGAAAGGUGAUCACUUCUGGCCAAGGUGACAAUGACCCAAACCGAAACACACUUAGUAGAUCAAGGAAGACAUCUUUCCUCAUACUGCUGAUCGUUUCCUUGACCGCCUCCAUUAUGCUGCUGAUAUAUCUAACCUUUCCUGAGCUUAGUAAUGAAGACAAAGCAAAAUUGAAGAUCCCCACAACUGUGGAUGAAGCUAAGGCCCUUGGACAACUUUUAUUGAAAUACAAGGACAACUUUUCCAUUUCCAAAAAAUUUAACUUCUAACUGGUUAUAAAGAUGCAACUGAUGACACCAGAAGUUUCCCAGUAUGUUGACAUCAUGAAUGGAGAGUGAUGGAGUUUCAAGAUCUAAAAGAGCAGAGAAGCAGAGCGUUGAAGAAACCAUUUUAAAAGAAGUAAAGUGCCUGGUGGAAAAAAAAAAUUUAAAACAGAGGGUUGAUUGCAGUGUUAAAUGAAUAACUCUCCCUCCUCAAAAUAGCUUACAUUAAUUUGUUCUACCAGUUAAGUAAGAGCUCAUUCAUAGUAGAAGCUUUCUUUGGCGUUUUUAUCCUUAUAACAACACAAUUUCUGCUUCAUAAGUAUUGUUUAAUAAACAUUUGUUUGCAUUGAA